Messenger RNA from Metarhizium robertsii ARSEF 23, 2064 nucleotides. RefSeq names its product Glucose-inhibited division protein A. The record is from RefSeq and is a predicted model, not a curated record. Bases 1 to 2064 code for a protein of 687 amino acids. Gene Ontology annotation, molecular function: flavin adenine dinucleotide binding. Gene Ontology annotation, biological process: tRNA wobble uridine modification; tRNA methylation. Gene Ontology annotation, cellular component: cytosol. Lineage: Eukaryota; Fungi; Ascomycota; Sordariomycetes; Hypocreales; Clavicipitaceae. The transcript has 2 exons.
AUGUAUCGCGAUAAUUUCAUGCAUAUUACAGUACGCACAACAUGCCACCAGUCGCUGCGUGGACUUCCCCGUCGCCAAUUUGCUACGGCAGCGAACUCCAAGUUAGUCUCAGCCAAGCCCAACAAAUUCUUGACUCUCAUCAGCUGUACUAAGUUUUCUACUAGGCCUUUCGAUGUCAUCGUCAUUGGCGGCGGCCAUGCUGGUGCUGAAGCCUGUGCCGCAGCUGCAAGAACAGGAGCGAAAACUGCAUUGGUCACUCCAAAAAUCGAUAACAUUGGGACUUGCUCAUGCAAUCCGAGUUUUGGGGGUAUCGGAAAGGGAACGAUAAUACGAGAGAUUGAUGCUCUUGAUGGUCUAGCUGGAAAAAUUAUCGACAAAGCCGGUGUCCAGUUUCACAUGUUGAAUCGUAGCAAGGGACCAGCGGGUCCUCGUGCUCAAAUCGAUCGAAAGCUAUACAAGCAAUACAUGAGAGAGGAGCUUGAGUCAUAUCCGAAUCUCUCAAUCGUUCUCGCCAGUGUUUCUGAUAUUAUUUUAUCGAAGCUUGACCCUCCACAGGCACUAGGAGCCUCCAAAUCCAUUGCAGGGGUCCGAUUAGACUCUGGCCAAGUUUUGCCCUCAAACAAGGUCAUUAUUACCACUGGCACGUUCUUGGGCGGCGAAAUACACAUCGGUCUCCAGAGCUACCCGGCAGGGCGACUGGGUGAAGCAGCUACCUUUGGAUUAAGUAAAUCGCUUCGGACUGCAGGCUUCCAGCUCGGAAGACUCAAGACCGGUACACCUCCGCGGCUGGAUCAAAAGACCAUUGACUUUAAGGAGCUGGAGGUUCAAUAUGGAGACACACCGCCCACUCCGUUCUCCUUUUUGAAUAAUGCUGUGUCCGUCGCGGAUCAGCUGACCUGUAGCAUUACACACACUACCGACGCAACUCACCGAAUUGUACGUGAAAACCUCCAGAACACCGUUCACAUCCGAGAGACAAUUAAGGGUCCAAGGUACUGCCCAUCCUUGGAGUCCAAGGUUCUUCGCUUUCCAGACAAAGAGCGACACAUAGUAUGGCUUGAACCAGAAGGCUUCGAGAGUCAAAUUGUAUAUCCUAAUGGGUUGUCAAUGACCAUACCACCUGAGGCUCAGAAGCAGGCAUUGCGAACUAUCAAAGGCCUCGAGCGGGUAGAAAUGCUGCAGCCGGGCUACGGUGUUGAAUACGACUACAUCGAUCCUCGUGGGCUCAAAUCCACGCUCGAGACUCGAGCUAUCCACGGUCUAUACCUCGCGGGGCAGAUCAACGGUACCACUGGCUACGAAGAAGCCGCUGGGCAGGGUGUUAUGGCAGGCAUUAACGCAGGGCGAGUUGCUCAGGGAUUGUCCGAAGUGUCAAUAUCCAGAUCUGAUGGUUAUAUUGGAAUUAUGAUAGAUGAUCUCAUUACGAAAGGCGUUACGGAGCCCUACAGGAUGUUUACAUCCAGAAGCGAAUUCCGCAUGGCGGCCAGAGCUGAUAAUGCAGAUCUUCGGCUUACGGAGAAAGGUCGGGACUGGGGCGUAGUCUCUGAUUCCCGCUGGAAAGCAUUUUCAGACGAGCGUCAGCAGAUUGACGAUCUUACAAAGAUACUCAACUCGGUGUCUCUCACAUCCACACAAUGGUCGGAACAAGGUUGGCAUCUCAAGAAGAACUCGCCGCGCCGGACAGGUAUUGAUAUUCUUCGACUAUCGAAUACCGGGACUCGAGUUGAUCUUCAACAGCUGAGCACCUCCAUUCCGGAAAUUAAAUCAUACUCGACUCGGGUUAGAGACCGUGUUGCUAUUGAAGCCGUAUAUGCACCAUAUGUCAGGAUGCAAGCUGCUGAACGGGGUCGGUUCGCCUAUGACGAGAGCGUUCGCCUGCCCUUAGACAUCAAUUACGACGCCAUACCCGGUCUAGCCUUAUCUGAAAAGGAACUACUGAAAGCCGCGUGUCCAGAAACCCUAGCACAAGCACGUAGAGUCGAAGGCGUUACUCCCGCAGGUACUGUCAGGCUCCUGGCACACAUACGCCAGCGCUCUCUUUCUGAUGCGCCGCGAGUGAACUAG